Messenger RNA from Funneliformis mosseae, 1107 nucleotides. NCBI's taxonomy places the organism in Eukaryota, Fungi, Glomeromycota, Glomeromycetes, Glomerales, Glomeraceae. The record is from the annotation of a GenBank genome assembly.
AUGUGUAGACCAUUAUUUGUCGUCGAAGAUCGGCAUUUAAUUUUGACUUCAGAUACUUUAUCAAAAUUAAAGCUGGAGAUAGCACAGGAGGAAGAACAAAGUUUAUUGGAGGCAUUAUCGAGAUUGUAUAAUUUACGUAAACUUGAAGGUUUAAGACCAAGAAGGAAAAGACGAUCGGUCCAUGAACGUCUAAUUAAUUUACCAACUUAUCCAAAUAAGUGGACCCAUUGUGAAAUUCAUCCAAGUAUGAUUUUGGAAGCAGCUUGUAACCACAAAAGUUAUGGAAUACUUCAAUUCAGAGAAUUACCUGCUGGGAUCAAUGUUAUCGUAGUUCUGUGUUAUGGAGGGUACAAUCAAGAAGAUUCCUUGAUUAUAAACCAAAGUAGCUUUGACAGGGGAUUGUUUAGAAGUUUUACUUAUCGACGUUAUCUUGAUCAAGAAAAAAAGUGGUACAGGCGUUUUGAACAUGGAAGAUAUAAUCAAGCCAAAUCCUUAUAUGAACCUUGGAUUAAACGUGGAAAUUAUGAGAAACUUGAUGAUUAUGGGAUCGUACCUUGUGGGGUUCGAGUUCGUGGAAAUGAUAUUCUUAUAGGAAAGGUGUCUACACUUUCACCUGAAGAUGACUGCUUGGCCAACGAAAAGAAUCUCAUAUAUUAUCAUAAUCCACAUGUUAUUCCUAGCCGUUUGACAAUCGGAGAUUUAAUUGAAUGUUUAAUGGGAAAGCUUUCGGUGUUUUCGGGUAGUGAAGGUGAUGCUACAGCUUUUUUGGAAUUUACCGUAGAAUCCAUUUCGCGAAAACUUGGUUCUUUUGGAUUCCACCGUCGUGGAUUGGAAGUUAUGUAUAAUGGUCAUACUGGAAGUAAAUUAGCCGCACAAAUUUUCAUUGGACCGACUAAUUAUCAACGGUUAAAACAUAUGGUUCAAAAUAAAAUUCAUUCACGCGGAAGAGGUCCAGUUAAUAUAUUAACCAGACAACCAGUUGAGGGACGUAGUCGUGAAGGAGGAUUAAGAUUUGGUGAAAUGGAACGAUAUUGUAUGAUUUCUCACGGAACAGCCUUAUUUUUGAAGGAACGACUUAAUGAUGUCGCAGAUGCUUAUAAAAUUCAU